AUGGCUCGUCAUACUUCCACACCUCGAAAAAUGGCGACGGUGAUGAAUGUGUCGUCGCCGAAAUUGUCGCGAAUCACACGGGUCUCGCCGCGAAAACCGCGAGCCGCGACGACGAUGACGGAGACGGCGCAUCUUCGCGCCAUGUCUCGGACCAUCAAGAAGCAGACGGCCGAAAUUUUGCGCGAGCUCGGCAAAUCGAACGUCACGUUUCGAGCGGAGGCAAUUGAAGCGCUAACCGAGGUCGUCGCGUCGAGACCACUUCUGCGGCCGACGACUGCUUUUGAUGCAUCGUCGGGUUUCGUCGAGAAGCUGCUGAAAAUCGCCGGACUCGCCGCGGCGCACGCCGGCCGCAAAACCCUUCAAAUUGCCGAUCUUCAAUUCGCUUUGCACAUCGAAGUGAUCCAACAAAGCCCAUAA
Caenorhabditis bovis is the source of this 417-nucleotide messenger RNA. The record is from the annotation of a GenBank genome assembly. Lineage: Eukaryota; Metazoa; Nematoda; Chromadorea; Rhabditida; Rhabditidae.